Molecule: messenger RNA, 1862 nt
Organism: Gilbertella persicaria
Lineage: Eukaryota; Fungi; Mucoromycota; Mucoromycetes; Mucorales; Choanephoraceae
Exons: 1
Coding region: 22-1584 (520 amino acids)
Source: RefSeq, a predicted model, not a curated record
UUUCCUUUUUUUUUUUCUCAUAUGCUUUAUCCUGUAUUAAAUGACGAUCAAAUAUAUCAACUAUUACACCGAUUGAAUUCAUGGCGACAUGGUAUUUGUCCUAACGGCAAACUAUCUGACCAGAAUUGCUUUGUAUUAAACCAGAAACCUUGUAUAACUAUCCAUCCUGAACCAAAUUCACCGAUUACGACAGAAUUGAUUACGGAAUGGGAUUGGGCAGACAAUUUAGUGAAUUGUGGUGCUCUUACCCAUCUAAGCGAUGAUAGUAUGAUGAAUACAUUCUCUGACUUUUACUUGAUGUUCCAUGCAGCCAAAGACACACACAAUAAUGUAAACACACUUCAUCUAUUGCAGUUACGUAAACAUGCGUCUUUUAAAGUAGAUCAGAUAUCAAGACCUACACGCGCACUUCAGACACACCUAGAUCAACUCAAAAAAACACAAGAUCCACAAGACCAAUGGCAUAAUCUAAUGACACUCUGGCACACAUUUGGUUAUUUAUGGCCGCGUAAACUGAUAUUAGGCUACAAGACACACUUGAAACAAACCUAUAAGUUUACAAAUCAAACGGACAGCAUGAAUGGAUUCUAUUUCAACUUGAAUUUACUUAAAGAAGAAUGGCAUGCAUUGAAUCCACAGACUGAGUUUGAUUUACAGCACUUUAUGGACACAGCAGAGAUUGUGUCCAGAAUGGAUUUAGUGCCUAUGCAUGCAUUCUUGAUGCCUGAAUGGACUGAAUUGAUUCAGGGCAUCAUGACACAACGCCAUAUACGCGUCAGUAUCUAUCAGCCUAUUAAGUUUUAUAAUAUAGCCACUCAGAGUUAUCUCUGCUGGGAUGUACGCAAACACCAAGACUUUCUUGUACGAGCCAUUGCUUCUGCUGAAAUUGACCAAUCGCCUGAAACACAGUAUCUUUGGCGAUGUUUAUGGACACCCAACAUGAACUUGUCCCAUGAGACAGAUUGUCAGCAUCUCUCUGGGUUUGAUCAAAUAUAUAUUUAUCCUGCUUGUCGUUCCAAUAGACCGGAUAGGCAGGAGACUUCAUCGACUGAACCAUGGCAAAUACAGGACCGAACGCAUACAUGGGUAGACACACAUACCAUGCCACUCUCAUGCCGUCCUUACUCAAAACAACUCGAGCCUCACCGGGAUUUCUCUAAAUUGAGAGGACUCCAGUUAGUAUCCAGUCCAGAGAGUGAGCAACGAUUAGACUGGACGAUUGAAUACCCCAACAACCAACUCAAAUACAUGACAGAGAUACAAGUCAAUCUUAAGCUGAACUUUCAUGAACAUAUACGGCGUAGAAAGCCAUUGAUGUAUGGAGACACAAUACAGCUACAGCAAAUUGGGUUGUUAACCGCCUUUCUUCCUGUCAUGAAACCUAAUGUAAAGUCAAGCAAUAAAAGAAGUGUGUUGUGUGUAGAUGAAGACAUCACAGCAGAACGAUGGACUGAAAAUACCUACUGGACAAUUGAAUUGGCAGACAAGGCUGAUAUGAAACGACAUGCAUUGAACUAUUGCCCAUGGCCACCUAAUCAUGGUCCCUUAUUCUCUCGUCAAGGUAAGUUGCUUGCUUUUAGAUGACCUUAUUGCUUAUAAGAACAGCAUCUUUUGAAAGCAAAGAAACGAUACAAAGCAUGGCUUCACUUCGAAGAACAAAAUCAUUGAAUUCAUUAAGUCAGCAUGAUUCUGAUAAAGCACAGUAUUUCGAAAACUUAGUGUCUAAUAAAGGCACAAGCAAGUUGUUGUCUCAAUUUGUCAAGAAAGUCUCUCUUCAGCCUUUGGCACAACUCGUAAAACCCUUACGCUCUAAACCCACAUAUCAUCAUCAACCACUGUCGCCCCCUCCUUUUUCAUCUAGU